UUCACUAGAAGGUAAUGGCGCCGUUCGUGGAGAGAAAGGCAGUCUGGUAGUUUACGUUUGUGUCUUGUAUUUUCAUUUCCAAAUUGUUACCAAGGUUCAGCAUGACCUCUAUUAGAGGUUUGGAUGCACAUGUAUGAGGGGCCCAAGCAUCUCUGGUGCCAACCUUUGUUUUUGAGGUUGUAAUUCAUCGGAAAGACCGACCGGUGCGAAGUGGAAGUGGCAAUUUUUCAUCUCAUUCUCAUUGUUGCGGAUGAAUGGUGUCAGUUUGAUACAUGGUAUUUUAUUGUUAAUCUACAUAGUUUAUGAUCAGUCCCCGUUUUGCCUUAUUUGCACGGAAAGCUUGGAAUAUUCAAAGUUACAAGAACAUGGCAUCUGGAAAUUCGGAGCUACAAUGGAAGACUCUCUUCGACAACAUGCAAGCCAAAACAGAUGCAGCUCUUGCGAAAAAGGCCAAAGCCGCAAAACCACCUGCUGCACCUGAGAUGGAAAAUGCUGGUGAUGGUUUGAUGGAGCUUGAUGGUGCUCCAGCGAAAAAAGAUGGUGGGGGUGGCAACAAACGCUUGUCUGUGGAGAGAAUCUAUCAGAAAAAGAGCCAGCUUGAGCAUAUCCUGCUCAGACCUGAUACAUACGUUGGGUCUGUGGAGUCUGUGACACAGCCCAUGUGGGUCAUGGAUACAGAAACAAAUCAAAUGGUGCAGAGAGACAUUACAUAUGUGCCUGGCCUCUACAAAAUCUUUGAUGAAAUUAUGGUCAAUGCAGCUGACAAUAAACAGAGGGACCCCAAGAUGGACUGCCUCAAGAUUGAAAUUGAUCCAGAGAGCAACAAAAUAAAGAUCUGGAAUAACGGGAAAGGUAUUCCUGUGGUGGAGCACAAGGCAGAGAAAAUGUAUGUCCCCACAAUGAUUUUUGGCCACCUGCUCACCUCCAGUAACUAUGAUGACAGUGAGAAAAAAGUGACAGGUGGAAGAAAUGGAUAUGGUGCCAAGCUUUGCAAUAUUUUCAGCUCAAAAUUUAUUGUGGAGACUUCUGCAAAAGAGUACAAAAAAGCUUUCAAGCAGACAUGGACAGAAAACAUGACGAAGACGAAAGAACCUACCAUCACUGAUGCUAAAGAGUCAGAUUUCACAUCUGUGACUUUUUAUCCUGACCUUUCCAAGUUCAAGAUGGAGAGGCUUGAUGCAGAUGUAGUUGCUCUGUUCACACGUCGAGCGUACGACAUUGCAGCCAGCUCGAAGGGCGUCAAAGUUUUCCUCAACGGCAAGCGUUUGCCUGUCAAAGGCUUCAAGGAUUAUGUUGAUCUGUACAUAAAAGAAAAAACUGAUGAAGCCGGGGCCCCGCUCAAAAUUGUUUAUGAGGUGGUCAAUGACAGAUGGGAAGUGGCUGUAACACAGAGUGACAAAGGUUUUCAGCAAGUCAGUUUUGUGAACAGCAUUGCUACCACAAAGGGUGGUCGUCACGUGGAGUAUGUCGCAGACCAGUGUGUGUCAAAGCUGAUUGAGGUUGUGAGAAAGAAAAACAAAGGUGGUGUGAACAUUAAGCCAUUUCAGGUCAAGAAUCACCUGUGGGUGUUUGUGAACUGUUUGAUUGAAAACCCAACAUUCGACUCUCAAACCAAGGAGAACAUGACCAAGCAGGCCAAGAGUUUUGGUUCUAAAUGCCAAUUGUCCGAGAAGUUCAUAAAUCAGGUCAGCAAGAGUGGUGUCGUGGAAAGCAUCCUCAGCUGGAUGAAGUUCAAAGCUCAGGCGCAGCUCAACAAGAAGUGCCACUCUUCGAAGCACUCCAAGUUGAAGGGUAUCCCCAAGCUGGACGAUGCUAACGAUGCCGGCACCAAGAACUCCAAACACUGUACUCUCAUCUUGACCGAGGGAGACUCAGCCAAGUCUUUGGCUGUGGCUGGGCUGGGAGUUGUGGGCCGAGAUCGGUACGGUGUGUUUCCCCUUCGAGGUAAACUACUCAACGUUCGAGAAGCCACUCAUAAACAGAUCAUGGACAAUGCUGAGAUCAACAGCAUCAUCAAAAUCCUGGGACUUCACUUCAAAGAAAACUACGACGACCCGACCAAACUGAGCCAGCUUCGUUACGGCAAACUGAUGAUCAUGACAGAUCAGGAUCAGGACGGCUCCCACAUCAAAGGGCUGCUCAUCAACUUUGUGCACCAUUUCUGGCCUGGUCUGCUCCGACAUAACUUUGUGGAGGAGUUCAUCACUCCCAUCGUCAAGGUGUCAAAGGGCAAAAAUGAAAGGUCAUUUUACAGCGUUCCAGAGUUUGAAGAGUGGAAGAUGCAAACAGAAAACUGGCACACAUUCAAAGUCAAAUACUACAAAGGUUUGGGUACCUCCACUUCCAAGGAGGCCAAGGAAUACUUCACAGACAUGCAGCGUCACCGCAUCAAGUUCCACUACGGGGGCCAGGAGGACGACAGCUCCAUCAAUCUCGCCUUCAGCAAGAAGAAGAUUGAGGAGCGGAAAGAGUGGCUGACCAACCACAUGGAGGAGAAGAAGCGAAGGGCUGAAAUGGGCUUGCCUGAUCUGUACCUCUAUGGCAAGGACACACACAGCGUUUCCUACAGUGACUUUGUCAACAGAGAGCUGAUUCUCUUCAGUAACAUGGAUUUGACCCGUUCCAUCCCAUGCCUCAUGGAUGGUUUGAAGCCAGGUCAGCGCAAGGUAAUGUUCACAUGCAUCAAGAGGAACCUGGUGAACAAAGAAAUCAAGGUUGCACAGUUGGCUGGCUCUGUGGCUGAACUGUCAGCCUACCACCACGGUGAGGCAGCUCUGAUGGGUACCAUCAUCAACUUGGCCCAGAACUUUGUCGGCAGCAACAACUUGAAUCUCCUGCAGCCUUUAGGUCAGUUUGGUACCAGGAUUCACGGAGGCAAAGACGCUGCCAGUCCCCGUUACAUCUUCACAAUGCUCAGUCCCUUGACCCGCCACGUGUUCAACGUCAAUGACGACGCCCUGCUGACGGCUCUGUACGACGACAACCAGCGCAUUGAGCCCGAGUGGUACUGUCCCAUCGUGCCCAUGGUGCUCAUCAACGGUGCUGACGGCAUCGGCACUGGCUGGUCCACGCGCAUCCCCAACUACGACAUCCGGGAGAUUGUCACCAACCUCAGACGCAUGCUGGAGGGAGACGAACCUUUGCCAAUGCUCCCUAAGUUCAAAUACUUCAGAGGAACUAUUGAAGAGAUUUCAGCUGGGGACAACCGCUUCGCCGUUCAUGGUGAGAUCUCAGUGAUUGACGACCAGACCUUGGAGAUCACAGAGCUGCCCAUCCGUACCUGGACACAGAACUACAAGGAGGAUGUGCUGGAACUCAUGCUGCACGGCACAGAGAAGCAGCCACCUAUCAUCACUGACUACAAAGAGUACCACACAGACAAGACGGUGAGGUUUGUGGUGAAGAUGUCAGCUGAGAGACUGGCCCAAGCUGAGAUGGAGGGACUCCACAAACAGUUCAAGCUGUCCUCUACUAUCUCCACAAACACAAUGGUGCUGUUCAACCACAACGGCUGCAUCAAGCGGUACGAGAAGGUGGAGGACAUCUUGCAGGAAUUCUUCACGACACGUCUGGAGUUCUACCAGAAGAGGAAGGACUACCUGGAGGGCAUGCUGUCUGCCGAGUCCCUGAGGCUCAACAACAUUGCACGCUUCAUCAUGGAAAAGAUUGACGGCAUCAUCGUCAUUGAAAACAAGCCCAAGAAAGAGCUGAUCCAGAUGCUGGUGAGACGAGGCUAUGACUCAGACCCUGUCAAGUCCUGGAAGGAAGCUCAAAACAAAGGAAAGGAUGUCAAAGGGUUGCAGGAAGACACGAUGGAAGAAGAGGAUGAAGAGGAAACAUCUGGUCCUGACUUCAACUACAUCCUCAGUAUGGCCCUGUGGUGUCUCACCAAGGAGAAAAAAGAUGAGCUUAUCAAACAGCGCGAUGCUAAGGCACAGGAGCUUUCUGUUUUGCGCAGGAAGUCGCCCAAGGAUUUGUGGACUGGUGAUUUGAAUGCCUUCAUGGAGACCCUAGAAGAAGUGGAACGUCUGGAGAAAGCGGAAGCACUCGAUGCUAAGCCAGUCAAGAUGGGGAAGAUUGGCAAAACAAAACCCAAGAAGCCAAUCGAGGAGACAAUGCCAUCGCCCAUGGGUCGUCGUGUGGUGCCUAAGGUCAGCUCAGCUGUCAAGGCAAAGGGAGAGAAGGAUGCAGCAAAGCGACUCUUUAAAGAAAAGGUGAAGAAAGAAGUGACAGACGAUGGCCAAAGCAGCAUGAUUGAUUUUGUGAAGAAGGAGGAGGGGUCAGAGGAACCUGUCAGCGGGGCGGCAUCAACAACGACGUCCACCCGAGGCCGGGGUGGAGCCCGCGGGGGUGGCCGAGGCAGGGCCAGAGGGGCAGCGACAGGAGGAGUCAAGCGAGAGAAAGGCAAGAAGGUGAAGAAGCGCAACCCUUGGUCUGAUGAGGAGUCUGACAAGAACAGUGACCUGAGUGAAAUGGAAGAAGACUCCAUGAAUGACAUUGUCAUCCCCCGAGACACUGCCCGUAGAGCUGCGGCUUCAAAGGUGAAGUACAACUUUGACAAUGAGGAAGAAGUUGAGAGUGAGGAGGACGAGGACAAAGACGGAGGUUUCAAAGCAUUUGAUGCAGAGACUGGGCAAAUUGUCACUGCAAAUGGCAACGCUAGCGAUGGCAAUGUCAGUGAUGGCAACAUCAGCGAAGGGGCCAAAGGUGGGGAUGUGUCUGAUGUGGACUUUGCCUUGAGUGAUGAGGAGGAGAAGCCUAAACCCAAGCCCAAGGCUGCUCCCAAGCCUAAGGCUGCACCUGCUCCCAAACCUCCCGCCCCGAAAAAGGCUCCUGCCAAGCCAGCUGCAAAGAAGGCCCCUGCGAAGAAGAACAAUUUGCCAGAUUUGUCUUCUGGCAGUGAAGAUGAGGAAAAGCUGCAUUCUAAACUCAUGCAAAGUAACAAGGCCAUGUACCCCAGCAGUGAUGAUGAUGACAUCAUUGAAGCAUCUCCGCCCCCCAAGAAAGCAGCACCAGUCAAGGCUAAAAAAGAGCCGGCCCCGAAGAAAGCAGCCCCUAAACCAAAGAAAAAGGCUUUGGAUUUCUCUGAUGAAGACAGUCCAGUGAAAAAAGCACCGGUCAAACGAAGCAAGGCGGCCAUUAAAGAUGAUGACUCAGACUCUGACAGUUUUGUACCCAAAAAGAAGGCAGCAGCGGCUCCCAAGAAAAAGGUCUCUAAGGGCAGCGACUCUGAUGAUAUGGACUUUGCCUCUCUUGCACCCCGCGCUACGACCGGACGGUCCAAGGCUCCUGUCAAAUACAACUACUCAAGUGAUGACGAUGACGACGACGACGACUUUGAAUAGACAAUAGAAUGACGACUACCUUGUGUGUUAGUGAAAUGAAGUUAUGGUGUGAGGUGUGUCUGCAAUUACAUCACAGAUAUAUUUGGUUCAUGUAUGAGUGAGCGGUUUCAAGUUGAUAAAUAUUCUCAUGAGAUCAGAACAGAACUCCCAGUUUUGUUGGAGAGGGUCAUUGUAAUGAAGUGAAAUGUAACCUUCUUUCUAAAGAAAAUCUCAGUGAAAAUAUGGACAGGCCACCCGAAAUAUAUGCAAACCUAGUAGUAGGUAAAAUGAGUCUGUACACUUUGUUUGGUUUUAAUGUCUUCUCCCUUUAGCAGGAUCCUUUUGUGAAUGGUUUCAAAACCUAAAGAAAGGGCUUGCAGUGUUCUGAGAUUUGUUUUGAUUCUUGUCACCAUGUUACUAUGAGGUUAUUGAGGAAAAAAAAAUCUCUGCGAAUGUUUUUAUUUCAUUUAAGAGGCUUUAUGCCCAAGACAAGGAUUAGUUAAAUUUUUAACUUUAGCAGUGCUGCCUAAAUCUACCGAUUUUUCUGGUAGUUACCAACUUGGGCCUGUUCUACCACCAUACCGAUAAAGAGGUUAAAACUUCCGGAUUUGCGACGGGGACCACAAGUAGAAGUUAGUAGAAAGAAACCCAUUAUGCAGUGUUUCCAAUCUUUCCUUUUUUUUUUCUUGGAAAUCUGUGCUUUCCGAAAGUUCCAUACUUGCUGCAUUGUCAUGUUAACUCCAUGCGUAAAGGACAAAAGAGAGAGACAGUAUUAGUAUUAGCUUAUCGGCCUUCCGUAGCAAAGGAUCAACACUUGCCUCUGUCAUAUUUACAGUGUAACUCUCGGCAAGUUGAAAGUUGUAUUAAAAAUUGCCAGAUUGGGCAUUUAUUUGCACACUCGACCAUUGUCUCUCUGUGCUGUCCUCGAAACCAACGAAAUCGAUAACAAUAACAACCUUGAAACCAAAUCUGAAAAGGCCACUGGGUUCAUAUUUUACCGGUCGCGUAAGUGAUAAAUUAUUACAUUUACGUACGGCUUUCCCCGGUCUGAGAGUACGUUUCACGCGAAUAAGCGGCUGUGGUGGCAGGCGGUAAUGUAGGUGUAAUACAGAGACUCCCAUCGGGAAAAUCAAAAUUUGUAAAGGUUUUAUAAAUAAGUUUUAUUUUGUGUGCUUUUUAAAAUCCGUGAUUGCUGAAACCCAAACAUGGUUUUGGCAGCUGGUGUUCUGGCCUCUCCACAGGCCCAGAUCAGGACUCAUUUGGUAUUUUUAGAGCAAAACUAGUUAAAAUUGUCAGUUAUACCUAAGCCACACAGGACAUGUCAGUGCCCUUUGCUAAUGUCGGAAAAUAUGUUUUAAUAUAGUUUCUAUUGGUAUGGGCUUGGGGUUUUGAAGUCAGUUUGGCAGUCAUCCUACACUCAAUUCCACAUUCAAUAAUGAAUGAUAGGCGCCUUGAACGGCGGUCCAUAAAUGCUUAAAACACAAAAACAAACAAAA
Aplysia californica (California sea hare) is the source of this 6820-nucleotide messenger RNA. Its product is annotated as DNA topoisomerase 2-alpha. Gene Ontology annotation, biological process: sister chromatid segregation; resolution of meiotic recombination intermediates; DNA topological change. The transcript has 33 exons. Gene Ontology annotation, cellular component: nucleus. Lineage: Eukaryota; Metazoa; Mollusca; Gastropoda; Aplysiida; Aplysiidae. Bases 303 to 5345 code for a protein of 1680 amino acids. The record is from RefSeq and is a predicted model, not a curated record. Gene Ontology annotation, molecular function: DNA binding; DNA topoisomerase type II (double strand cut, ATP-hydrolyzing) activity; ATP binding.